CCAGGUCGGGAGGGAGUCUGCAGCUGUCGCAGCAGCCUGGAGGCGCCGGCCUAACAGCACACGUGGGGGCGGUCCGGAGAGGCCGCGCGGAAGGAAGGAACAGGUGGACUAGAGCGGACGGGGAAGCGGUAACCUGACUAGUCUCAAAAGGGGGAGCCGCGCGGCCCCUGUCUUGCUCCGCCUUGGGUCCCCCGGAAUCGCCAGAGUCGACUCCCUCCAGCCGAGGCCGGCAGAGAGAUUUCCCGCAACGGCCGCCGUCCCAGCCGGCCCUUGCGGGAGCCCUCGCUGCGCGCCCGGCGCGGACCCUGCGACGGCUGUUACCGUUAACAGCCAGUGGAUGCCGCCCGCCGCGCCGGCCCGGCCAAUCUGUAGAAUUUCUCUCAAAUAUGUUUACCUCCCCUUUCUCAAAAAACCGUCCCAUGUAACUAAAAAAAAAAAAAAAAAUUUUUUUUUAAGGAAAAGAGAAGAAAAAAGUCAAUAAAAUUUAAUGAAUACAUCAAAAAAAAAAAAUCUGGAUAUAUAUGUAUUACUCCACAUCUCUGGAAAAGAAUUGGGGUCCUCAUAAGCUGUAUUUUUGAAAAAUGAAUGAAUUUAAAUUUAAAUAUCAAUACAUACCACCUGUGACUGUGCAUUUAUCUGAAGAAACCACCACAUCCAAGCUAUCUUCCUCUUCUGUGGAAGGUUUUGAAGCCAAAAUUGCAAGUCUGGUAGAAAUGUUUCUUGUAGAGGUAUACAGAUGUAAGCUUUGCCAGUUCACCAGCAGCAUAAAAAACAAAAUCAAGACACACGUAUUUAAUAUUCAUGAACAGGAUGGUUGCCAUCCUAGUUCUGAAUGCCAAGAAAUGAGUACAGAUCCAGAUGAAAAUGAUUCCUACAGUAUUGGAGAUGAAAUAAGUCAAGAAAACAAAGAGAAUGAAGAAAAUCUGGAGAAAAUGUCUUUCCUUUUGCCCAUGUACAGAAUGCUUCAUAACAUGAGCCCUGAAUGUUGUGAUAUAAGCCUGGAUAAUCACAAUGACAGUACCCAUGUACCCAACUCGUGCGAUGUAAACACACUAUUUGAAGAAGAAUCUGGACAAUUCCAUCUGGAGGAGCCCAGUUCCAUGGUAUCUAAUGCACUCUCCUAUUCACCAGAUCUCUCUGAAUCUAAAAAUAGCAAGGAAGAUGAGGAAGCCCAGUCUGAGCAUCUAAUGUCUCUUGGCUUGUGCCGUAUUUCUAGUGUGAAAUCGCUAGCCAUGGAACAAAAGAUACCCAAAUUAGGUACCAAACAGGAAAUAGGUAGAAGUCAUAAAAAAGACACAAUUGACAAAAAUAACUCAUCUCAACCAUUGAAAGAUAUUUACUCCCUAAAGAGUGGUGACAAAAGACAUUUAAGAUGUGCUUCUUGUGACCAGCAAUUCAUGUCCAAAGAUGCCCUUGAAAUACAUGAUAGAUGCCAUAGUGGAAAUCAAGGAUUUCAGUGUCUUUACUGUAAUUUCAGUGUGACUGAGUGGAGUUUAAUGGAUAAACACUUAAAAUCUCACAAACGGGUGAGGAGGAGCUAUCAGUGCCUAAUAUGUGAGAAGGUUUUUAUGACCCAGAGUGCCUGGAAAGUGCACAAGGAGAGUCACCAUGGGAGGAAGGGCCUUCUUCAGCACCCAGAGGGCAAGCCACUUUAUGAGACAGAUCCAGCAGAAAAUCUCUCCUUGGCCUGCCAUCAUGAGGGUUUGUUUAAAUGCCCUCACUGUGAUUUUAUUGAUAGCGAUUGGCCUAAGGUCCACAAACAUCUGAAUAGUACCCAUGACUAUAAUGCCAAUCCACAUCCAUGUACUGAGUGUGAAAAAAAGUUCUUCAGAAUAACAGAUUUGAAGAUGCAUAUGUCCAAACACAAGAAAGCCAGGGCCUUUCUUUGUUCAUUAUGUGACCAGACAUUCAAAUACAGACGUCAAUUGAGCAGGCAUCAUAAGCAUGUGCAUCAGAAACUGAAUAUAAAAGAGAGAAAAAAAAGAAAAAAAACAGAGAUUAGCCUCAUUUAUUCAGGCACAGAAGCCACAGCAAGAACCAGGAAAAAUGCUGUUGAAUUUACCUGCAAAAUUUGCAACAGGAAAUGUUCCUCCAAAUUGGCCUUGCAGAGACAUAUGGGUAUACACGCUGGAGUUAAGCCCUUCCAUUGCCAGCACUGUGACUAUAAAACAAGACUGAAGGCUUCAUUGAUACAACACAUGAGGAUUCAUACUGGUGAGAAACCUUUUAAAUGUGAAGUUUGCUCCUAUGCCUCAAUUGAUGCCAGUUCCCUUCGCAGACAUUUUAGGACCCACACACGGGAAAGACCCUACAAAUGCCAACUUUGUUCAUAUAGUAGUAUUCAGAAGAAGAGUCUGGACCUUCAUGUACGGCGACACCACACAGGCGAGACAUUUGGCUGUAGUUUUUGCUGCUACUCCUCUCCUGAUAAGCAGCUCCUACGGAAACAUAUUAAAAAAUACCACCUCAAUUUGGAACCUCCAUUGGCUGACACUUAACCAACCAUCACUUUCAAACUAAUUCACAAUUUCCCUUAUAGAAAUCUUUCCAAAAGGGGAUGUCAUUAUAAUACUACUCUCAAAUCAUUAUUGAUUUGAUCACUUUAACCAGAGGGAGUAUCUGUGACAAGAGACAAGAAUUUAUGGCUAUUUAUACAACUUGGUACAGCUGGACCUUACAGAAUGCUUAGCAGGAGUAUGAUGAGGUAGAAAAACACUGCUAUUGGACUCUGAAGAGACCUACCUUUGAGUUUAGGCUCUGACAUCUAAUAGUUCUGAGACUUUGAAAAAGUUAUAAUCUCUCUGAGCCUCAGUUUCCUUUUCUGUAAAAUGGAGCUAAUACUUGCACUGUACACCUCACAAAAUUAUUGAGGAAAUUGCUUUUUAAACCUUAAAUUUCUAUACAAAUGUGAGUUAACUUUAUAUCAUAUAUCAUUCUCUGAUAUUAGCUUCUUAGCACUCUCUGAGUGCUAAAGUAUGUGGUAGAACAGGAUUGAGUAGAUUUUUGUCUCCUGCUGCUUUCUGGGGUAGCUUAAAAAGAAAAUGGGAAUUAAUUAAAAUGUCAAUUUGGUAGUAUCAAACCCUAGGGCUAUCAUUUAAAAUAAUAAAUGGUCAGAGUACAUUUACUAUUGAUGUGAUAUUCUUCCCCAUCCUAUCAAAGUAAAAAAGAUACUUAAGAACCCCUGACUAGUUAAUAUUCUAUUUAUUACAUGCAGAUUAUUCACUGUUGCUCAAUAGUGAAAUAGUAAAUGCACAAAGCAUGCUAAAAGAAACAUCCAAUAAAUCUGCUUUUACAAAUUAA
Messenger RNA from Antechinus flavipes (yellow-footed antechinus), 3300 nucleotides. Its product is annotated as zinc finger protein 26-like. The record is from RefSeq and is a predicted model, not a curated record. Lineage: Eukaryota; Metazoa; Chordata; Mammalia; Dasyuromorphia; Dasyuridae. Bases 582 to 2498 code for a protein of 638 amino acids. Gene Ontology annotation, biological process: regulation of transcription by RNA polymerase II. Gene Ontology annotation, molecular function: DNA-binding transcription factor activity, RNA polymerase II-specific; RNA polymerase II transcription regulatory region sequence-specific DNA binding. The transcript has 8 exons. Gene Ontology annotation, cellular component: nucleus.